Aspergillus ruber CBS 135680 is the source of this 1507-nucleotide messenger RNA. RefSeq lists its product as uncharacterized. Bases 204 to 1139 code for a protein of 311 amino acids. The record is from RefSeq and is a predicted model, not a curated record. The transcript has a single exon. Lineage: Eukaryota; Fungi; Ascomycota; Eurotiomycetes; Eurotiales; Aspergillaceae.
CUCACGGCCUCACCUAACUCCGUUUACCUUUUCUUACAGUCGGUGACUCGCUUCUUAAAUCGCCGACGGCAAAGAUUCUAAUUUCUAUAAGACAUGCGCUGCACCUUUUCGGUCGAGGAGGCUAGUUUCCUCCCAGACUUCAUGCCUUCUUCAGUCUUCAACUCAUCAACUUCACGACUCCCGGCUCUUAUCACUCUGGCACGAUGUUCGACACUCUCGAAAAGCGUGGAGGCCCCUACUCGUCCACCACAGCCGGAAUGGGCGGCGCUCCCAGCAUUACGCCCGAUAUUCCUGUGUGUGCUGUUUUCAUGGCUCUCUAUAUCGGAUUCGCAGCCACCAACAUGACGAUCUUCCAGAAAAACCGUCGCAGAGACCACAAAUUCGUUCUUUCUGGGAUGUUGUUCGGUUUCUGUAUGGCGCGUAUCACCACGCUAGUCCUCCGCAUUGUCUGGGCGACCCGACAAACAAACGUCCGGCUCGCAAUCGCAGCCCAGAUCUUGGUCAAUGCCGGUAUCUUGCUCGUCUACAUUAUCAAUUUGAUUCUGGCCCAGCGCUUACUCCGUGCCAAACAACCACAAUUGGGCUGGCAUCCGGUUAUUCGGCAUGGUGCGAAAGUCUUCUAUGUCUUGGUCGGUGGUGCUCUGAUCAUGGUUAUUACGUCCACGGUAAUAUCAGUGUACACCUUGAAUCCCGGCACGCUCGAAUCCUGCCGUGACGUCCAGCUUACGGCCAUAACCUACCUUCUUGUCUUCACUUGCCUUCCUCUCCUUCACAUCGUCCCUGCAUUCUUCCUACCUCGACCUAAACAAGAAGAGAAUUUUGGAGAGGGGAAAAUGGUCGCCAAAAUGAUUAUUAUCACAUUAUCCACCUGCCUGUGCAUGCUAAUUGCAGGCUUUAAGGCUGGAGUCACCUGGAGUCCACCCCGACUAAUAACUCACCCCGCGUGGUAUCAUUCCAAAGCCUGUUUUUACGUCUUCAACUUCACCGUUGAGAUUAUCAUCCUUUGUCUGUUGACCUUUACUCGCAUUGAUAAGCGUUUCUUUGUUCCGAAUGGUUCCACUCGUCCUGGAGACUAUACAAAUCUGCCGAAGCAGAAUUCAGGAGAAGACCUUUAUGCUGAGUCAAAACUAGCGGCAUGAUCUUGGCUUUUCCUUCCUUUCUUUCUUUCUUUUAUCUGAGAGGCACUUCCUGCCACAUGCUUGGUAGUUGGUGAUGCCCGUAGGGUCAUAUAAUACCUGUUAUAGUGUUGAUAUUUGGGUUUGGAAUAGACAAUAGUUAAAGAUGAUCUACAAAGAGAUCUAUACGUCCGGGCUCAAUUCCGGGAUACACUAUCCUUAUUACGACCAAGCUGCGACGCUCACUUGAAGGAACUAAGCUAUAUGUACCUUAUUCAAAUGUCACGCUUUUUCCCCUUGCGCCUACAGCAUCAACACACCAUUCAGGAAGAGUAUCAGCACAAACACACUCAGAGUAGUGAAAAGAUACAUUGUUCAUAACAUCAUCUGAC